Molecule: messenger RNA, 5642 nt
Organism: Rattus norvegicus (Norway rat)
Lineage: Eukaryota; Metazoa; Chordata; Mammalia; Rodentia; Muridae
Source: RefSeq, a predicted model, not a curated record
GCGCGCCCGGGGCGGGGCCUGCGACCUCCCCCGGGGAAGGCCCGGACUUGGGGCGGGAGGCUGGCGGAUAAAAAGCCCCCAGGGCGCCGGAGAGGCCCGUUAGCGCUGCUCAGCCCCGGCGCCCGGCCCAGCCCCGACCUCUGGAUCCAGCCGGUGCCCCGAAGUCACCAUGAUGUGGCCCCCACCACCCACCUUCUCCGUGUUCCUGCUACUGCUGCUAAGCCAAGUCCCCUCCAGCAGGCCACAGUCACCAGGCACCAAGAAGCUCAGGCUUGUGGGCCCAGCGAACAGGCCAGAGGAGGGCCGGCUGGAGGUGCUGCACCAGGGCCAGUGGGGUACAGUGUGUGAUGAUGACUUUGCUCUCCAGGAGGCUACAGUGGCCUGCCGACAACUGGGCUUUGAGUCAGCCUUGACCUGGGCACACAGUGCCAAGUUUGGCCAAGGAGAGGGCCCCAUCUGGCUGGACAAUGUCCGUUGUUUGGGCACCGAGGACACCCUAGAUCAGUGUGGCUCUAACGGCUGGGGUGUCAGUGACUGCAGACACUCAGAAGACGUUGGGGUGGUGUGCCAUCCACGGCGCCAGCAGGGGUAUCACUCUGAGAAGGUCUCCAAUGCCCUCGGGCCCCAGGGCCGGCGGCUAGAAGAGGUGCGGCUCAAACCCAUCCUCGCCAGUGCCAAAAGGCACAGCCCAGUAACUGAGGGGGCUGUGGAAGUACGGUACGAGGGCCACUGGAGGCAGGUGUGUGACCAGGGCUGGACCAUGAACAACAGCAGGGUUGUGUGCGGGAUGCUGGGCUUUCCCAGUCAGGCACCUGUCAACAGCCACUACUACAGAAAAGUCUGGAAUCUGAAGAUGAAGGAUCCCAAGUCUAGACUCAAUGGCCUGACAAAGAAGAACUCCUUCUGGAUUCACCGGGUUGACUGUUUGGGGACAGAACCCCACUUGGCCAAGUGCCAGGUACAGGUGGCUCCAGGAAGAGGCAAGCUCCGGCCAGCCUGUCCGGGCGGCAUGCACGCUGUGGUCAACUGUGUGGCAGGGCCGCAUUUUCAGCGACAGAAGCCAAAGCCUAAGCGCAAGGAGUCUGGCGCAGAGGAGCUGAAAGUGCGCCUGCGCUCUGGGGCUCAGGUGGGUGAGGGCCGUGUGGAAGUGCUCAUGAACCGCCAGUGGGGCACAGUCUGUGACCACAGGUGGAACCUCAUCUCAGCCAGCGUUGUGUGUCGCCAGCUUGGCUUUGGCUCUGCCCGGGAGGCCCUUUUUGGGGCCCAGUUGGGCCAAGGGCUAGGGCCCAUCCACCUGAGUGAAGUGCGCUGCAGGGGCUAUGAGCAGACCAUCGGCGACUGCCUUGCCCUAGAAGGGUCCCAGAAUGGUUGUCAACAUGCAAAUGACGCUGCUGUCAGGUGCAACAUCCCUGACAUGGGCUUCCAGAACAAGGUGCGCUUGGCUGGUGGGCGCAACUCGGAAGAGGGCGUGGUGGAGGUGCAGGUGGAGGUGAAUGGGGUCCCACGCUGGGGGACUGUAUGCAGUGACCACUGGGGGCUCACUGAAGCCAUGGUGACCUGUCGGCAACUCGGUCUGGGAUUUGCCAACUUUGCUAUCAAGGACACCUGGUACUGGCAGGGGACACCAGAGGCCAAAGAAGUGGUGAUGAGUGGAGUUCGCUGCUCAGGCACAGAAAUGGCCCUUCAGCAGUGUCAGAGGCAUGGGCCUGUGCACUGCUCCCACGGCUCGGGGCGCUUCUCGGCCGGCGUUGCCUGCAUGAACAGUGCUCCAGACCUCGUGAUGAAUGCCCAGCUGGUACAAGAAACGGCCUACUUGGAGGAUCGUCCACUCAGCAUGCUGUACUGCGCUCAUGAGGAAAACUGUCUCUCCAAGUCCGCUGACCACAUGGACUGGCCGUACGGACACCGGCGCUUGCUGCGCUUCUCCUCACAGAUCUACAACCUUGGCCGGGCUGACUUCCGUCCCAAGGCUGGACGACACAGCUGGAUUUGGCACCAGUGCCACAGGCACUACCACAGCAUCGAGGUCUUCACCCAUUAUGACCUGCUCACACUCAAUGGUUCCAAAGUGGCUGAGGGGCACAAGGCCAGCUUCUGUCUAGAAGAUACAAACUGCCCCUCAGGAGUGCAGCGGCGCUAUGCGUGUGCUAACUUUGGGGAACAGGGAGUGGCUGUAGGCUGCUGGGACACCUACCGGCACGACAUCGAUUGCCAGUGGGUGGAUAUCACAGAUGUGAGUCCAGGGGACUAUAUCUUCCAGGUGGUUGUGAACCCCACAAAUGAUGUGGCAGAAUCAGACUUCUCCAACAACAUGAUUCGAUGCCGCUGCAAGUAUGACGGGCAGCGAGUCUGGCUGCACAACUGCCACACAGGAGAUCCCUACCGACCCAAUGCAGAGCUCUCCCUGGAGCAGGAACAGCGACUCAGGAACAACUUGAUCUAAAGCCGUUAUUGCACGCCCCCAGCUCCGCUCACACACCAGAUACCUCAGCUUACUGGAGCCAUGCCCUUCACAAAGCCCUGACUCACAGGACAAGGGGCCAGUGACAAGGAGCACCAAGAAGCUGCUCAGGAAGCCUUUCAGUGGCCAGAUCAUCACCGGGAUGGCAGUACUCUCAGGACGGCUCUGGCCCCUCCAGAGCACUUAUGGCCUAGAUAGCAUGGCCUUGAGGCUCUGACCAGCUAAACCUUCUCUUCCUUAAGGAGACUCGACCUUUCUUACAACUUGAUGCACAGUUCCCAGCUUCAGGAGCUCCAAGUUCCUCAGGGAUGAACUGUGACCAAGGUCCUCCCUCUCUAAGUGGUGCUUCACAAGUGUCUUGGAGGAACACAGGACAGAGGAGCAGAGAACACAAGAAGUGGAUGGAGUCAGUCCUCUCUGCUAUGUGCUCCAUGCAAAAUAACCAUGUCAAAGUCACACCUGGCAGAGAGGCUGGUGAAUGCAGUCCCUCUGCUUAUCCUCCCUCAGAGGCUCUGAAGCCUCUCCUUGGCAGUUUUACCACACACACACACACACACACACACACGUACAUUUCUAAUACCCCUGAACCCUCAAGCCUCCUGAUGGAUCAACAUCCUGAUUACUGGGGCUGGGGGUGGUGGUGGCAAGUUACCCAGAAUGGCAAGACAGGGCCUUUCCUGAAGAGUAGCAAGAAAUCAAGAAGACAGCUGAGGUCACAAGUUCAGCCUUUGAGGACCUCUGCCAAGGGAGACAACAGGAAGCCCAUAUCUGGCAGGCAGUCCAGUCUCUUAGAAUCACCUACAUUGCAAGGUUAGCCUAAAUUUCAGAUUUAACCAAGGCCACUUCACCUUAACAAACUGAGAAGAACUGCGAUAGAGAAGUUGGUCAGUACAGCCCCUCUGCAGGAACGCCAAAACAGGUCUGGUAGAGUUAGGAACACAAGACUGAGUCAACAAGAAGCAAGAACGCUUAAUUUAGUUCAGGACUGAACCUGGGAAAAGCCACCAUCCACAGAGAGGUGGCUGUGCUCUGCUUUUGCUCAACUGGUAUAAGAUCUGAAGUCUUUCUGGGCAUGCCUGGACCUUUUAUCCAUGGACGUACACACGGAUGUCUUCUAGGUCUUAUAAUCCAAUAAAGGCUGCUCAUUAUGGGCUGCUACAGAGACCAGAGCAGCUGUACUUCCGUAGCUCCCAGUGCAUUGCACUCUGCCCUCUUCCCUCCAGAGCUGGAUGAUACGCAGAACACAUUCCUUGGUACAGCCCACCCUAACCUGCUUCCCUGUUACGCUGCCCGAGGUCAACAGUGAUCCUCGGGUCUGGAAGGCGAGAAGUGAAAGGGAAGAAUGAGAAGGUGCAACCCAAAGACUGUAAACUUUUAUAAUAGAGGCUACAAAAUCAAAAUAAAUGGUAGGAGACAGAACUGAUUUACAGUAUUCUCCGCCCCACAUUACAAGAGCUACUCUGACAGUCAAGAGACAUGUUUUGGGGUGCCUUCCGUGAACUAAAAGUGCCUUUUCCGUCUCCUCCGUCCCGUCAUCCCCUUCAUCUGGCACAGGAAGCCUAUUCUGGUGUAACGGUUUAGGUAAACAAGGGAAGGACUGAUUUCCUGUUGGAUCCAGCGAACAGUGACAUACUCACACAUGAAGCUAAUGGUCUGCAAAAGAAUGUGCAGCUAGCUAGGGUGGGGUGGGGUGGGGUGGUGAGUGAUGAUAGACCUGGGCAGGGAGGUUACCCUCACCUUCUUGUUGGAUCUAGUUUCCAAGAGGCCAGAAAAAGCAGGCCAGGCAGACAGCCACCAGCACUGGUCUCAGCUUUCUGGCCCACAUCACACGACUGGUAGGUGCAGCCAAUUCUAAUUCCUGGAAAAAGCUAUACAAGGGCUGCGCUGUUAGACCUCUGAGUUGAAAGGGAAAGACACGGGAAGGUUGGUGGCUGGCAUGACUUAUAUAACGAGAUGAGGAAUGUUAACAGAAUACCAACCGCCAAAUUCCAGGCAGAACCAAAACCUCAGAAGACUUUCACCUUGGCACCCUGAGUGCUUCAGAGAAGGGUUAGGAAGCUCUCCUCAGAAGCUAGGCUAAUGCUACCAAGACUUUCACGCUGUGAGGAGAGAACUAGAAUCCACAGGAACUGUGACUUUCUACUACAGAUUUGACGUAACCCUGAGAUUUAGAUGUUUACCAUAUACAAGACACUUAGUAGACGGGAGUACCUGACAUGCCGUCCCCCAUAGCUAACAUUUCUCUCACAGCAGCCACCCUGCUCUCCUUAUUUUAGAGAGGUCUGUUCUAUGGGACAGUAGCAGCCACACGGUGCUCUCCCAUUAACUCCUUUUAUAAAAGUUCGGUUUAGAUAUAACCAAGGAUUUGAUGCUAUAUGGACAAGCUGGGCCCAUGGCUGGGACUUCGUAUCACUGACCAGUACACAGUAUCCCCAGCUACUGGAAUAAUUUAAGCAAAAAGCACAUUUCCAAUUGGAAGUAAAACGGCAAUGCUUCAUAACUUUCAAAUGUUGACUUAAAAAAAUUGUUCUCUGAGCCUGACUAGAGUUAUCCUGAGUAAUAGUAGUAGCUGAUUACCAGAUAGCUAGGUUGCUAGAACACUACUGUCAGAAUAAAAAAGAAUUUGUUUUAGAAAUGAGACUUUUUUAAAAACUGGGUAAUAAACAUUAACAGUGCCUUUAGAAGAAGGGCAUGAAGCAGUUAACAAGAAGUCCUUUCACAGGCAGGUGACAAGAGCUGCUGCUUUUUUUCUUUUUCUUUUCUCAUCCUCAAGGUCACUCCGGACAUUGAGAAGUCCAGCCUGGGAAUGUAGCUCAGAGGUGAAUGCUGUCUAACACAUGUGUGGUCACGGUCAUGGUCUUGGGGUAGGGUGUGAAAACAUGGCAGGUGUGUGCCUUCAAAGUGUCUCUCAGUAUAAAGCCAUGCUGGGGCUGGAGCAAUGGCUUCUUCCAGAGGACCCAGGUACAAUUCCCAGCGCCCAUGUGGUGACCCAUAACCAGCUGUAAUUCCAGUCCCAGGAGAUCUAACACACACUUCUGGCCUCUACAGUUACCAGGAAUUCAGACGUACAUAAAAUUAAUAAUAACAGAAAAGUAAUAAAGUAACAUGUAAUAUAAAAUAAAUAUAUUUAUACUAUAUUAUUAUAUUAAUAAUAAACAACAUAAAAAUUAAUAAAAGCCAA